GAAUAUUUAAGCAGCUAUAGGCCUGAGCUAUAGGCUAAGACAUUGUUUUAAUGGUGUAUAUUUACGAAUCCAGUGUUACAUGUGUCAAAAGCUUGACUAUGGAUAUCUUUGAUACGGAAUAUUUUAAGAUUAAUAAAUUCUUUCUUUUGUUUAAAGAGCUAUGGCCAUAUCAAGCGUUAUUUAUAAGAACUCUGAGAUGAUUAUUUACCGAAAUUGAUUAUUGUGGAAUUAGUAUAUUGGGCAUUCUAGUUACGUGCGCAUCGAUGCUAACUAUUGAAUCGUCGUAUAUAACGUUUACAAAUAAUUAUAACAAUUUUAGAAAAUUAUAAUUUAAGGAUGGAGAAGAAUAUAGAACAAAAUUAAUAAAAUUUAUGUAUUAUAUAACAAAUAAUUCCCGUACGUGACUAUUUAAAUUGAUCUCAAAUAAUAUGCACUUGCUACCUGAAAUAGUCUAUAAGUCAACUUACAUAUAUACUCUUUCAAUUAAUUUAUCACCAGUUUAUAUCAGUCACAUUAGAACAGAAUUAUUGGCAUUUGGCAAUAGCAUAAAACAGUAUUAUUAACAGUAUUCUUUUAACAUAAGUAUCAUAUAUACUAUUAAUGUAUAAAGCGUGCAUUACGAUGACAGUCACGCGACGUUACAAAGUAACGUCAUACUCCAUUGAUAACUAUAGCAUUGUGAAAAAGAGGCAACAAUUUAAAUGGCAUUUCUUUCUUGAGAGUGAAUAAAUAGCCUAUUUCAGCUUUGAUGCAGAAACCUCGCUGGUUCAUAUUACUUAUGUCUUGUUGUCAGUCUUACAAAUUACGCUUGAUAGUCGUUUAAUAAAUAUCGCUUGUACAAAGAAGAACGCGUGUUGAGAAAAAGAUGAUUCAUUAUUCAUAAACAUGCAACGCUGUGCUUGCAGUGGACUUUCUCGCAGUUCUCCAUUAUUUUCCUGAGUAGAAAAUUUUGUUUCGAAAUGUCCAAAGGAAUACACAAUGAGAUCCGUAAUUAGGUAUAAAUAUUCGAUGUGAUGUCUGAUGAUCUCGCAGUACUUCCUUGGUAACUUGCUAGAAUGUCAGUCUACAACAGUCGUUACUAUUAUCUCAACAAAGUAUUACUAUCUAUCCUAGGUUUAUGGCCGUAUCAAUCGCGACUGGAGGGAAACUUAACGCUUACCAUUUCGUUAUUAUUUAUUGUCAGUUUUUCGAGCUUAGAGUUGUGGAGCUUGAUAACCGGCAUAACGGAUUUGUCUAUUGUCAUAGAGAAUCUGUCAUCCACACUGAUAAACGUUUUCCUAGUAGGGGGAAAGAUGGCCAAUCAUUUGUACAAGUACAAAAUGAAGGAUCUUUUGGAUCGUAUCGAAGAAACUUGGAAGAUGAUACCAACAGGCCCAGAGAAUAAAAUAUUGCAGAAGUACGCGGAGGAAAGCAGAAGCUUCACUGUAUAUUACUCAUUGAUAAUGUAUACCAUAUGGAUUUUCUACUCUACGAUGCCGGUUGUCCUCCGUGGAAUAUAUUCGUUUUUACCGAACCAGACGUACGAAAUUAAAUUUCUGUUUCGCGUCGAACACGUGAUUGAUGUAGAAAAGUACUUUAAUCUAUUGAUGAUAUAUGCGAUCAUUAGCGUGUUCUACAUAGUAAGUGUAGUGGUAGCAAUUGACUGCAUAUUUGUAGCUUGCAUACAACAUAAUACCGCAUUGUUUGAAUGUAUACGAUUUAACAUGGAGCGCAUAAGAUCUGUGGAUUGUGCUCAAGCUGAAACUCAAUGGAUGCUCAAGCCAAACAUAGCUGACGAUGAAGUAUAUCAUAUCAUAAUUGGCUGCAUCAAAUCGUAUAAGAAUGCUUUAAACUUUUCCAGCGUACUUUCUUCUGCUAACUCAGAACUGUUUCUGGUACUGCUAGGAAGUGUUAUAGUGUGCUUAAGUUUCAGUGCGGCUCAGGUGAAUAUUCGAAAUUACAUAUUGUUAAAGUUAAUGCUAUUGGACAAUCAACUGGAUGCGAUUAUUAGACUCAUCUCUCUAAAUGUGGCGGAAUUAAUGCAUAUAUAUUACUUGAGUUUGAUGUCACAACAACUGAUCAACUACAGCACUGGAAUUCAAGAAGUAAUUUACAACUGCGACUGGUACACGAUUUCGCUGAGAUCCAGACAAUUGUUAAAAUUUACUUUACUGCGCGCUAGUAAACCGUGCCAAAUAAUGGCUGGAAAUCUGUAUGUAAUGUCGAUGGAGAACUUUGGUUCAAUAUUCGAUAUGAUAUCCGAUGAUCUCGCAGUACUUCUUUGGCAACUUGCUAGAAUGUCUGUCUACAACAGUCGUUACUAUUAUCUCAACAAAGUAGUACUGUCCAUCGUAGGCCUAUGGCCGUAUCAAUCGCGAUUGGAGGGGAACGUAAUGGCUAUCAUUACGUUAUUGUUUGUUGGCAGUUAUGCGGUCUUAGAGUUGUGGUGUUUGAUAGCCGGUAUAACGGAUUUGUCUAUUGUCAUAGAGAAUCUGUCACCCACAGUGACACACUUUCUCGUAUUGGGAAAAAUGGUCAACAAUUUGUACAAUAAUUACAAAAUGAAGGAUCUUUUGGUUCGUAUCGAAGAAACUUGGAAGAUGAUACCAACAGGCCCAGAGAACGAAAUAUUACGGAACUACGCGGAGGAAAGCAGAAGCUUUACUGUACAUUAUGCAUUGGCAAUGUAUACCAUAUGGAUUUUUUACUCUACGAUGCCAUACGUUAUGAGUGGAUUAUACAUGUUUAUGCCGACGAACGAAACGUACGAAAUCAAAUUUGUGUUUCGCGUAGAACACGUGGUUGAUAUGGAAAAGUACUUUAAUCUGUUGAUGCUAUUCGCGAUCAUUAGCGUGUUCUACAUAUUAUCGAUAGUGAUAGCAGUUGACUGUAUAUUUGUACUUUGCAUACAGCAUAUUUGCGCUCUGUUUGAGAGUAUACGAUAUAACAUGGAGCAUUUAAGAUCUUUAGAUUAUGCUCAAGCUGAAGCCCAAUGGCUACUGAAGCCAAAUGUAGCUGAUGAUGAAGCAUAUCAUAUCAUAAUUGGCUGCAUCAAAUCGUAUAAGAAUGCUUUAAACUUUUCCAAGGUGUUUGCUUCUGCUUAUUCAGCAUUGUUUCUGCUUAUGUUAGGAAUUGUUAUAGUGUGCUUAAGUUUCAGUGCGGCUCAGUUAAUGCUGUUGGACUAUCAAUUUGAUACGUUUAUUAAAACCAUCGCUCUAAAUGUGGCGCAAUCCUUACAUAUAUAUUAUCUGAGUUUUAUGUCGCAACAAGUAAUCGACUACAGCAAUGGAAUGCACGAAGUAAUUUACAACUGUGACUGGUACGCAAUUUCGCUGAGAGCCAGACAAUUGUUAAAAUUUACUUUACUGCGCGCUAGUAAACCGUGUCAAAUAACGGCUGGAAAUCUGUAUGUAAUGUCGAUGGAGAACUUCGGUUCAGUACGUACGAAUUUAUUGCUGUUGGACAAUCAAUUGGACGCGAUUAUUAGAAUCGUCGCUCUAAAUGUGGCGGAAGUCAUACAUAUAUAUUAUCUGAGUUUAAUGUCACAACAACUGAUCGACUACAGCAGUGGCAUUCAAGAAGUAAUGUACGCAUAUUUAUUGGUACUUCUUUGGCAACUUGCUAGAAUGUCUGUCUACAACAGUCGUUACUAUUAUCUCAACAAAGUAGUACUGUCCAUCGUAGGCCUAUGGCCGUAUCAAUCGCGAUUGGAGGGAAACGUAAUGGCUAUCAUUACGUUGUUGUGUGCUGGCGGUUAUGCGGGCUUAGAGUUGUGGACCCUGAUAGUCGGUAUAACGGAUUUGUCUAUUGUCAUAGAGAAUCUGUCAUCCACAAUGGCAAACAUUUUUGUCAUAGGAAAAUUGGUCAAUAAUUUGUACAAUAAUUACAAAGUCCGCAUGUCAUAUUCUGCCGCGUUAAAUAAAAUGAAUCAUUUCGUGAUUUUGAAAUCAAACAAACUUGUUUACGCUGUAGAUGAAGGAUCUUUUGGUUCGUAUCGAAGAAACUUGGAAGAUGAUACCAACAGGCCCAGAGAACGUAAUAUUACGGACCUACGCGGAGGAAAGCAGAAGCUUUACUUGGCAAUGUAUGCCGUAUGGAUUUCUUACUCUACGAUGCCGAUCGUUAGCAGUGGAUUAUACACGUUUUUGCCGACGAACGAAACGUACGAAACCAAAUAUCUGUUUCGCUUGGAACACGUGAUUGAUGUGGAAAAGUACUUUACUCUGUUGAUGCUACUUGCGAUCAUUGGCGUCUUCUACAUAGUAUCGAUAGCGAUAGCAGUUGACAGCAUUUUUGUACUUUGCAUACAGCAUAAUUCCGCAUUGUUUGAGGGAGUACGGAAUGGUUAUACUGUGCUUAAGUUUCAGUGUGGCUCAGGUGAAUAUUCGUUAUUGCUAGUGGACAAUCAAUUGGACGCGAUUAUUAGAAUCGUCGCUCUAAAUGUGGCGGAAGUCUUACAUAUAUAUUAUCUGAGUUUAAUGUCACAACAACUGAUCGACUACAGCAGUGGCAUUCAAGAAGUAAUAAUGUCUGUCUACAACAGUCGUUACUAUUAUCUUAACAAAGUAAUACUGUCCAUCGUAGGCCUAUGGCCGUAUCAAUCGCGUCUGAAGGGUAACGUAAUGACUACCAUUACGUUAUUGUUUGUUGGUAGUUAUUCGAGCUUAGAGUUGUGGAGCUUGAUAAGCGGCAUCAAGGAUUUGUCUAUUGUCAUAGAGAAUCUGUCAACCACACUGAUAAAUUUUGCCAGCGUAGGAAAGAUGGCUAAUCAUUUGUACAAUAAAUAUAAAAUGAAGAAUCUUUUGGAUCGUAUCGAAGAAACUUGGAAGAUGAUACCAACAGGCCCAGAGAACGAAAUAUUGCGGAACCACGCGGAGGAAAGCAGAAUCUUUACUAUAUAUUACACACUGGCAAUGUACUCCGCGUGGAUUUUUUAUUCUACGAUGCCGAUCGUUGUCAGUGUAAUAUAUAAGGUUUUACCGGCGAACGAAACGUAUGAAGCCGGAUUUUUGUUUCGGUUGGAACACGUGAUUGAUGUGGAGAAAUAUUUUACUCUGUUGAUGCUAUACGCGUUUAUUAGCGUGUUCUACAUAUUAUCGAUAGUGAUAGCAGUUGAUUGUAUAUUUGUACUUUGCAUACAGCAUACUUGCGCAUUGUUUGAGGGUAUACGAUUUAACAUGGAGCGCAUAAGAUCUUUGGAAUGUGCUCAAGCUGAAGCUCAAUGGAUGCUCAAGCCAAACAUAGCAGACGAUGAAGCAUAUCAUAUCAUAAUUGGCUGCAUCAAAUCGUAUAAAAAUGCUUUAAAUUUUUCCGAAGUGCUUGCUUCUGCUUACUCAACAUUCUUUCUGGUUCUGCUAGGAACUGUUAUAGUAUGCUUAAGUUUCAGCGCGGCUGAGUUAAUAUUGUUGGACAAUCAAUUGGAUACAAUUAUUAGAAUCGUCGUUAUAAAUGUGGCGCAAGUCUUACAUGUAUAUUACCUGAGUUUGAUGUCACAACAACUGAUCGACUACAGCAGCGGAGUGCAAGGAAUAAUUUACAACUGCAACUGGUACGCGAUUUCGCUGAGAUCCAGACAAUUGUUAAAAUUCACUUUACUCCGCGCUACUAAACCGUGCCAAAUAACGGCUGGGAAAAUGUAUAUAAUGUCGAUGGAAAACUUUAGUGCGGUAUGUACGAAUGUAUUAUCAUUUCGGUGAUUAGUUGACAAAAUCCAACAUCUUUGCGAUUUUACAUUUUCAGAUUAUACAAGCCUGCAUAUCUUAUUUUACGAUGCUAAUAUCAUUACAAUAAUUGCUGUAUAAAAACACUGAAGAGCAAAAAGUAGUGAGGAGAUUUUUGAUAAAAGGCUGACGAUAUACAAAUAAUAUGUUAGUAGUAAUUGUUAGCUUAUUUGUGUAAUGGAACGAAUAUGUUGUAAUUUCAGCAUUUUUACAUUUAUUAAAUGUUUUUAUAUGAUAAUAAUGAAAAUAACGAUCUUAUGUUAUAUUAACUCUUUUAUUCAAAAUAUGAUAUGUCGAUGUAAUGAGUGAUAAAUAUACAUAUCUGCUACACGCGCAUAUGAUG
Messenger RNA from Ooceraea biroi (clonal raider ant), 6042 nucleotides. RefSeq lists its product as uncharacterized. The record is from RefSeq and is a predicted model, not a curated record. Gene Ontology annotation, cellular component: plasma membrane. Gene Ontology annotation, molecular function: olfactory receptor activity; odorant binding. Gene Ontology annotation, biological process: sensory perception of smell; detection of chemical stimulus involved in sensory perception of smell. Lineage: Eukaryota; Metazoa; Arthropoda; Insecta; Hymenoptera; Formicidae.